Gongylonema pulchrum is the source of this 519-nucleotide messenger RNA. The record is from the annotation of a GenBank genome assembly. Lineage: Eukaryota; Metazoa; Nematoda; Chromadorea; Rhabditida; Gongylonematidae.
AUGAAAGCUGGAAAAUUUGAGAGAUUAACGCAGCAAGAAAGUAGCUUGAGUACGGAGCUGGACAGCUUGCGUAGCCGGUAUCAUGAACUGAAUGAAAAAUAUUAUGCUCUAAGCGAACAGUCAAACCUGAAUGCACUGCAGAAUGAAGGAAGAAUCCGUGGAUCGGAGGAAAAGCUGUUAAAUUUGACGCUUCAGUACGAUCAAGUGAUAGUUCGCGAAACAUUGAUGUUUGCUGAACUGGAGCAACAACGAAAGAUUGGUUCUGAACGGGAAGCUACUAUUCAUGAAUUGCAAAACGAACUCUCAGAAUUGAGAAAGUCACUCGUAAUACAGCAGUAUUUCCAUGAAACAGUUUCCUCAGCAUCGAUGUUGCUUGAUCAAGUGACGCAAACUGACAGAAAAUUCAGGCAGCACGAGGAAAUUAUUGCCAGUAAAGAUCAGAUUAUUGCUGGUUCGGGAUUUUUAUUCUAUGUCACUUACAGGCAAAUAAUCGAUGAUUAUCCUGAAGAAGAAAGAUGA